AUGAACAUGCUGCUUCCAGAAGUUGCACUCGUAAAGACCUAAAAUAAGAGCUCCUCUGGUGAAAAAGAAAGCACAUAAUCCCACCAAAUUAAUUUUGACAAAGAGCAGGCAGCACUUCACCAAUGAAGAAUGACAACUUUCACAGGAUUCUGCUUUAUUUGUACUUUGCUUGUUUCUCUGACUUUCGCUUCACGAACAGAAACUUCAUUAACAACUUUGCAUGCCUCAGUCUCAAGCUCAAUAUCUCCAACAACCAAAGAGGAAUUUAUUGCCAUAUAUCAUAUGGAUGUUGAGAUGGGCAAAUCAAUUGAUCUGACAUGUGGUAAUUUCACUAAUAAAGACAUUUUGCAUGUGAUAUGGGAAAUUGAACCAUAUGUUGGAAAUUCUUGCCGUCUUGCAAAGAGCAAAAAAGACCCACCUGAAGACAGCUGUAAGGAUAGAAGACAAGUUAAAAGUAAAAUAGGAAGAAAUAAUACUGAAGAGCAGUUUUACCUGCACAUCCCAGAGCUGGAAUUUAAAUAUGAAGGAAUUUACAAGUGUGAAGUUGUUUACAAUGGGGGUGCCUGGAAAGAACAUCUUUAUUUAAAUGCUACUGUCUCUCCAAGUAUAUAUACAAAUGUUGAGCGUUUGUCUGACGGGACGGUCAAGCUUGUUUGUCAAGCAUCUAAUGGGAAACCAGCGGCAAACAUUUCCUGGACAACUGGGGACGACUCCACUCAGAAGAAUUCUGCAGAUUUCAACGGUACCAUUUCAGUGAAAAGCUGGAUCAUUAUACCUGCUAACGCAUCACUAGAAGAUAUUUUUUGCAAAGUGGAGCACAAGACAUGGAACCGAACACAGAGUAGGAAUUUCACAGUUCCAGAACAUAAAGGUCCUGACUCCUGGAUUUUCUGGAUUGCUAUUCCUGGUGUUAUUCUCCUUAUUUGUCUUAUUAUUGCAACAUCAUUUUAUUUUAUAAGAAAGCAUUUAUCUCAUUUUAGAAACUGUACCAAAGCCACCAUGCCUGCACCAACUCCUCCUGCUGUUGCUAUCCCCAGUAAAAUUACGGAAGUGGAUGAACUGGAGCCAUAUGCAAGUUAUGUGGAAAGAGUGAACUCCAUCUACAAUUCAUCUGCUGAGUUGUGUAAUGUUUAAGUCUGUUUGCAAUACAAGGUUUGUCAAAGCUGCCAUAUGGAAAAGUGAUGUGAUUGCUUCUCAGAAAAGUGGUGCUUUUUGGAUGGAAGAGGAGAAGCAGUUUCUCCACUGUACUAGGUCCUGCCACCUGCAGAUUGUUUGUGUUCCUGAGGGAUGGAAUGCAUGUUAUUUACAUCAAAUGUGUUGCGGCUAGCAAACUAUAUUAUACAGUAGCUCACACUAUGCGUUACUUUGGUGCCUUUGUAGAUCUUUACCAUUGUCUUUAUGAAUGACUCUAAAUGUAAUAAUGUCAUAAUUAUGCAUACAAUCAUCACUUGCAUUAUGCAAGUGGGCUAAUUUCUUCUCAAUUUGAAACAGUCAAUUUUAUUUUGGAAAUACUAAGUUAAUUACAUAUCUGUGCAAUUUAUUAUUUACUAAAAAUGGAAGGGGGGUCUGUAAACCUUGCUUUUCAAGGAAAGCAAUGUUAUCUUCCUUUUAUAAAUGUACUGUAUAUACUUAUACCAAAUGUAAUUAUUAAUUUAAAAAGUUUAUUAAACUCAUUAUAUAAUAACA
This is a messenger RNA of Erpetoichthys calabaricus (reedfish), 1686 nucleotides long. Its product is annotated as cell surface glycoprotein CD200 receptor 1-A. Gene Ontology annotation, biological process: regulation of neuroinflammatory response. The record is from RefSeq and is a predicted model, not a curated record. The coding region runs from base 130 to 1134 and encodes 334 amino acids. Gene Ontology annotation, molecular function: signaling receptor activity. The transcript has 7 exons. NCBI's taxonomy places the organism in Eukaryota, Metazoa, Chordata, Cladistia, Polypteriformes, Polypteridae.